AUGGCCACUGCAGGCUACAUCUGUAACCAAAUCUCCACCAUCUCCAACAAGUUCAUUGACACUGUUUUGCCAUGGCGUUACCUGUUCGGGUUUGCCUUCGCCUUUGGCUCCCCCUCCAAUAGCUUCAUCGGCCGCCACUUCUUCAGACUCAAGGAAAUUCCUUCGUCGUCCUUAGACUACAGUAACUUCCUCUACCAGUGGGUCUUCACUAUCACAGCUGCAGGUAUCACUAGCGGCUCCAUCACCGGGGGCACCCAGUUCGUCGCCUUCUUCACUGGUUUCAUUUACCCUGUCGAAUUCCACGGGAUUUGGUCCCCUGAUGGCUGGGCCAGCAUUUUCAACACAGAAAACCUUGUGUUUGGCAUUAGCGUGGCCACGACCUAUCCGGUUGCACCACAGCUCUCACCACUCUCUUCGGCAAGAGAAUCCUAUCCGGCCACUAGUUCUCAAAAACAAAUCUGCACAGAAUCGGUUAACAGGUAA
This is a messenger RNA of Carya illinoinensis, 483 nucleotides long. Its product is annotated as ammonium transporter 1 member 1-like. The transcript has a single exon. Gene Ontology annotation, biological process: ammonium homeostasis; ammonium transmembrane transport. NCBI's taxonomy places the organism in Eukaryota, Viridiplantae, Streptophyta, Magnoliopsida, Fagales, Juglandaceae. Gene Ontology annotation, molecular function: ammonium channel activity. The record is from RefSeq and is a predicted model, not a curated record. Gene Ontology annotation, cellular component: membrane. The coding region runs from base 1 to 483 and encodes 160 amino acids.